AGAUGGCGGCAGAGUGUUAUCAGUCGUAGAAAAAGGAGGCUAAGGAAGUACAGUAAUGCUGGAGCAAACACUGUCCUAUGUUCAACUUGCACUGUCCUGGACUGUCACUAUUGUUACAUAUAAUAUAUGUGAGCUAGAUCUUAGUCCUAUUUGACAAUGCCAUGGGUAAUUGCUGGGUCUUCUGUGUGGGCUUCUUCAGGAAAGAAGCUAACAGGAUCCAAAGAGGAGGAGGGUUCAAAUACUUCCGCAGCAGCACGACAGGGGAGCAUUUUACUAUAGAGUUUGAAAAUCUUGUAGAAAGUGACGAGGAGGAGAGUCAACAGCCCUGUCCAAGGCCCAUAAGUGAGGAUGAAAUUCAGCACCUCCGUGAGCAUCGGUACACUGCCAUUUCAAAUCAGCAGGUACUGAUAGACCUGCAGCUACAAGCCCAGUUAGAGGCACAAGAGGAGAGGUUGAGGCUAGAAGAGGAGGCUAGAAAUGCUGCCCAGCGCGAGGCUGCCAGAUUGGCACGUGAGCGAAAACAGAAGGAGCUGGCCACCCAGAAGACAAGGGGGAAAGCAGAUGGUUGCGGUAGUGAACCUCAGCAGAGAAAACACGCUGCUGGUGGUUUGGAUCCCUUCCUGCAGAAUGUAAAGGUCCAGUCAGAGGCCUUCAGAAGCAACAGACUUCCUUCCGACACAAACGUAGUGACUCCUAACACAGAGAGCAGCUGGGAUUUCACCACCAAGACUCGAUCCACCAAUGAUGACGGCACCUCACUGGAUCUAGAGUGGGAAGAUGAGGAGGGAAUUAACCGAGCCCUUCCAGCCUGGGAGAGGUCUCGGACAGAAGAGGACAUAUUGCGUGCAGCCUUGAGGCCCGGCGAGAAGCAAGCACACAGUGGCCCAACCUCCAACUCUGAGGACUCCAACGCACUGGAGUGGGAGAAUGAUUUUGUGAGUACUCACCCAGAGGACUGCGCAGACUCCGAAUUUGAGGGUUUUGUCAACCCAGUGUUAGACACUCCCUCUGAGGACGCUUCGGAUUAUAGUCUCAGGAUGGACGGCCAGGACAGAUAGUCUCUAGCACUAAAUCUGACCAUUACAACUUUCUCACAUCAGUGCUCACCAGCUUUUUUUUUCUCCUUAUGAAUUAAAUUUACUUCAUAUUGGAUCGUAUGAUGGAAGGGAUGCUGCAGUUUGGCCCUCCAAAACAGACGCAGACAUUUUCAGUGCCUUCAUCACUGACCAUCCUAUAAAUUGUAGCUGAUCAUUCGCCAUUCUUUGGUCUUACUUUCAUUGCACAUUGCCCAUGUCAUCCAACAUACAACUGCCAAACUCUUCCAAAAGUCUGAAGAUGUAAGAAUCCUUACAUCUCAAGAGUCACUGUUGUUUCUAUAUUUUAUUAUAUCAUGCAGGAUGUUACCAUCAGUUGAGUGAAACAAGUUACAUGACACUGAGGUAGCAAAUGAACAUAAUGAACAUUAUUAUUCAUUUUCAAUGUGAUACAAGUCAAAUUUGUCAUCUUGGAACAUCAUAAUAAUUCUAGUAGGAGGGAGCACAAAAAGCACCUAUGAGUUUCAUUCACCUCUUAUUGCAUGACAUUGACACUGCACAUACACAACAUGUGCUCAUUGUCACAUUUCAAGUUUGGUCUUGAUGAGUCCAUGUCAAUUUUGGAUAAUCAUUUCUUCUGCAAAUAAAAAGCUCCUUACAGCAAGUCAUUGUAGGGCUGGGCGGUAUGGCUGAAAACUGUACCACAAUACAAGUUUUCUAUAUUGGUUGAUAUUGACAAUUACUUACAUUUUUAUAACCUAUGAAAAAUAUGGACCAGGAAAAAUUAUACUGAAUGUUAACAGUUUAAUUUAAAAUGUAAACUACCUCUGAUGAUAAUCCCCUCAGGUAUCGAGGCAAAAAAUAAAGGACAUUUCAAUAUGACAAAGGAAAACUAUCAGUGUAAACAACAUUUUGAAAUCGAAAUAAACACUCAAAGGAGAACUAUGUUUUAUUUAUUUUGUUUAUCGUUCACAAUCAUUUUCUUUUUCUAACAUAUAAAAAUGACCUUGUUUUAGUUUGGCGAGCAAUCAAUUCUACCUCUAAAUCACUUUAAAAAUGCAUUUAAAAACUGCCAUUACAUUCUUUAACCUGAAUAAUAACCAAGCUGUAGUGACAUUGUUAUCGUAAGAGCGAACACGGAGGAACUCUUUUUUUUUAGCGUACCAACACAUCAGCGUGCUACGGUAUUAGCCGUGAGCAAGUUACGGAAAUGAGAUACGCGCGCUUCUACGUCAGCACCCGACUCGCAUUUGAAUAUGUAAUAAACCAACACAACGCGACAGAACAAAAAUCUGUACUAACUGAAAAACAUGAACAAUCAUAUUACAGUAUCUGUAAAGUAAUAGCCCACAUUUCAUGUUUUGUUUGUACAUAUCAAGCUUGACAGCUUAUGUACUGUACAUUGGUGUGCUGUAUGGAUCAUGAUAAAUAUUAUAGUGACUCACUCGAUGGACAGUUGUCCGUUUGGUCAAGCUAGCCGGGGCCGUUUUCAGUUAUUGUGGGUAGACACACCAAUAAUUCAGCAUAGCUUGGCUCAAAAUUCGCACCAGGACCAAGACACAUCAACUUCACUCUCUCGGCUUCUGUCUGCUCCAACGUUUUAGCCUCUUCUUCGUGCUGGCUUCUAUAAGCAGCAGUAUAUCCUCCGUAUUUCUUGUAUUCCGACAAGUGACUUCUUCCCAGAAGUGAAAACCAGUGAUGGUCAACCAAGGGAGGUGGCUGUUGUACAGCAAGCAGCGCGCAAACAAUCUGAGUAACAAAAGAGGCUUACAUCUUCCUGCAAAAAGCAGAUAUGAGCAAAAAAUCUAACUAUACAAUGGAGUCUAUCCGUAUACUUUAUCAAAAAAGAUUUGUCGAGUAAUAUCAAGAAUUACGUCAGUCGCCUUCCCAAAUAUAUCGAACUAUUGUGCUCCAGACAUCAUUCUACACGACAAACAGAUGAAAACUUGGAAAAACAUGGAGGUCUACAACUUCUUUGUGUGUGGCUGGGUCAAGGAAAUUGGUACCAAGACUCAGGUGAGAUUGCAUUUCAGGAUUUAACUUUGAGUCUACUGAUAUAUGUGUUGUUCUUGCACGCACUGCUCACAACUGCCGUGUUUUUCCCUGUUUUAUUAAAAUAUAACAACAGAUGUCAACAUUGUGUAUGUGCUGAAAGCUCAACUCUUAGGUUUUGCUCACAUUAUAGACGCCAAGUUGGUGCUUUUUGAAACACUCGUAGCAAACGUGUUUAAAAAAUAUAAAUGAUAUCAAGAUAAUACUUAAAUGGGAAAUAAUAAAUGUUACAAGUAUAUCAAACAAACUAUGCAUUCUUCGACUCUGCUCCCUUGGACUGAAGUGUGAGCUGCAUGCUUUUCUGAAUGUUGUUUCGUAAAGUCUUGCACUCUUCCACCCUUUUUUCUUGAAGGAAUUCUGAAGAAAAGUUAUUCCUUUUCACGAUUUGUACAGCACAAAAAUAACGCAAACAUAGGGCCACUUUUUCUUCAAGAACGGCUAAAUGGCACCCAGCACCCAUUGAAAACAGCUAGCUUGACCAUCAGUAUUGCUUAAAAUGACCAUCCAUCCAUCCAUUUUCUACCGCUUAGUCCCUCUGGGGUCGCGGGGAGCGCUGGUGCCUAUCUCGGCUACAUUCGGGCGGAAGGCGGGGUACACCCUGGACAAGUUGCCACCUCAUCACAGGGCCAAUAUUUUACAUAUUACAUACUGUUAUAAAUAUGUCUGUUACUACAUUAUAUAUAUACUUGCAGUGUGUAUAUAAAACGGAGGGAUUUGAAGUUGCUUAAAAGGCUACAAUUGUGAAUCCCAUUAGCCGCAUCUUGCAAGCUUUUUUUUUUAAUCAAUUUUAACCCCCCCCCCCUCAAAAUGUACAUAAAUGUUCUUAUCUCCCAUAUAGAUUGUGAACGAUAGGCAAAAUUACAAAAAAGUGUAGUUUACCUUUAACAUUAAUCUCUUUCAAUGAAGACUCAAAAACAACAAAUACGUAAGAAAUGACUAAUAAAGUGUAACAAAAUAGUGCAAAAUGGGAAAAUAUAUACCAAGGGAAACCUGAGAAGAACACUUUUUUUAAAGGUUUACUGCCAAGACAUAAUUUGGUCUGUGUAACUUUUAAUUUGGUCUGUGUAACUUUUAAUUUGGUCUGUUAUUCUCAUUUAGGUAUGCAAAUUAAUUUAAUGCUUUGCAGUAAUAAUUUAAAUAUUAUUGGACCAAAUUAUUAUUCUAAAGUAACACAUUUGUUAUAUUUUUUAUUCAUUUUAUUUAUACAGUCGUGCACAGUUCCGGCCGGUUGUUUCUGAAUAUCCAAACAGGGAACUUACAAGAGUGGGUUAAAAAGAAAAGAUGAGCGUGGCAAAAGAGUAUGGUCAGUUUUGAAAAAAUCAAAAAAACUGCCAUGCUGUCGAGGUUAAUUUUUCUACUUUUAUCAACACUUCGUUCGCUCUCUGCAGCACUCAUUUUUACUUUAUCUUCUCACUCCAUGCAGAGAAUCAACAGCAAGACAGCAAGGUGGCGCAAACAAACUUGAUAGUUGAUACUGUUAUGCGAUUUGCUCUUUAGUGUGUCCCUCCCAUUACUCACUGUUCACUUCCUGUUUUUUAGGUUAACAGACCGCAAGUGUCUUUGUUCAUGCAACAAACCGUGUUUUGUUCUUUUACAGCUUCUUCCGACCAAAAGCAUAUAUAUAUAUAUGUAUAUAUAUAUAUAUAUAUAUAUAUAUAUAUAUAUAUAUAUAUAUAUAUAUAUAUAUAUAUAUAUAUAUAUAUAUAUAUAUAUGCGUGGCGCAGUUGGUAGAGUGGCCGUGCGCAACCCGAGCGUCCCUGGUUCAAUUCCCACCUAGUACCAACCUCGUCACGUCCGUUGUGUCCUGAGCAAGACACUUCACCCUUGCUCCUGAUGGGUGCUGGUUGGCGCCUUGCAUGGCAGCUCCCUCCAUCAGUGUGUGAAUGUGUGUGUGAGUGGGUAAAUGUGGAAGUAGUGUCAAAGCGCUUUGAGUACCUUGUAGGUAGAAAAGCGCUAUACAAGUACAACCCAUUUAUCAUUUAUAUAUCUCAAACGUUGUAUUCAAAACAUUUCUACUCAUAUAAAUGAUGUGUCAAUCGGGAAUAUAUUGUUAAAGUUUUAUCGGCCCAGCCCUAAAUCAUUGUGACAGCUGGCUUUUCUAUGCAUGUGGCUUGCAGAAAUCCUUCCCAUCGUCUUGUAGGCCAUAAUAUGAUAUCAACUUUCUAAUAUGGAGCCUCUUGCCCAAUGCAUAACCAGACAUCUCAGGUAAUGAAUACAGUGGCACCUCGGGUUACUAGUUGGCGUAGCAAAUGUCAGUGAACCCCUUAAGAUUCGACUAAAACGUCCUGUCUUACUCACUAGAAUUUGCUUCUAGCUAGCUAGAGAUUGACCUAACUUUGUUUUCCACUCAUAAGAAGGAAGUAUGUGAGUGUGAAGGACAGUGCUGAGAAAAAAAACCUGAUGAUAUUCAUUGAAUUUAAGAAAAAAAUCAAAGAUAAUGAGUACGUGGUUAAGCACCAUACCACCACCAUACUGAAGUAAAAUGAGUAGAGGGCCAGCCAAAGACGUAAAAUAAUAUAUAAACGGCGGACAUUUAUCCAUGAAAAUAUAAAGAAGCUGCUGAUGGUGUGUUUAAUGGAGCAGCAACUCAUAAGAGAUAGCUUAGAAGUCCACUCUCCAAGGUAAAUACUAUACAUUACUCGAUAAAACCAUUUCUAAUAUAAAAAUGUGUUUUUCCUUUUAAAAGGCAUUUUAAAACGGUGCUGUUUUAAAGGCGGGAUUAUCACAGAUUAAAUUGAUUUAAAUUCAUUUCAAUGGGCUGUUAAGAGUUUUUCAAGGUACAAGCUGCUCACAGAACCAAUUCAGCUCGUAUCUCGAGGUACUACCCUUCUUGAAUAGACCGAGGAACACAUUGUUCGGAGAAAGCACCUUCAAUACCUCAUUGAAUGUAUCCCACCUAUCAAAGUUCAUGUUUCUGUCAAUUAACAGCCUUAAAUAAUGAACAAUUAUAAUUUCAGUAUGUGCAUUCUUUUACCAUUUUAAUUGGACGCCCCUACAAGUUGAUGAUAUUGACGCUAAACAAUUCAAGUUCAAAUGUCAUAUAAACUCCAUCAAUGCAUGUUUGUAUGUCACUGAAAGCAAUCUUUCUGCCUGAACAAGCACCAACGACUCGAGACUUAAACCCACUUGUUUAUGAUCAACUCCUGUUCUUCUAAUUGAUAUCGUAAUAUUUUUUAAGUACUUUCACAAUGCACCAUUUCCACAUGUGUGAUGUGCACGUUUUAACAUGGCAAGUCCAUCAAUUUUUUACCCGUUUAAUUUUACAGGUAUUCCAACCUGAUAUGAUCGGAAAUCGGUCCAAUCACAGCAUCAAAAGAAAGGAUGGGAUUAUAUCAGCCUGGAUCUAAAAUUUCUCAUAUAAACUCUCCGAAACAGGCAGUCCUGCAGCAUGUUUACUUCUGCAAAGCUUGAACUCCAAACAAGAGCUAAAUGUCUUCCAACAAGGUUGCUAGCACCCACACAACAGCUAAGCACAAAAGCUAGACAUAUGUAAUAAGUGUCCUUAAUUGAACAGAAAAUUACGUCUAUAACAGCAUAUUGGUUAAUAUAAACAAGUAUCAAAUAGUUAUAGUUGCAUAUUUUUUACACAAAUAAAAUCUCCAAGGCUGAAGUGUAUUAGAAAGUAUCCAGUAAAAAAUGUAUCCGCAUCGUUAUACUUACUGCGUCAAGAGCUUAAUUUGAUGAAUUACUGUCGCCACUAGGGUCACCAAAAAAUAAUUACAUUCAACUUGAACCAAAAGAUAGCGUAAAUCCAUUCCAAACAGUUGGUAAUAGAUAGUUGUUGUUUUUUUUUUUUUAUACCUACCAUUAUUCUGUUUCAUUAAUUUCACCUGAUCAACCCUUUUCUAACAUUUCACACUUGAAAUAAAAGUAUGUAUGAGUCGUGCUGAUAUAUUGUAAAAACAUCGGUAUCUGCCAAUAUAUACUCAAGGCUGCUGUCAGGUUUGCUACUGACAGUGUGGUCAUGUUUUUGUUUUCCUUUGCUUGGUGUUUUAAUUCCUGUCCAGUGCUCUGUUUUCUAGUUUCUACUUCCUUUGUUUUUUAAUCCCCUCCAGCCCUGGUGCUCUUGCUUUUUCAGUAUUUCCUGUUUGGUCUCUGUGUUUUGAAGCACCUUUACUUUCUGUUCCAUGUCCUGCCAGGACACCUGAUUCUCAUAAGUUAGUUCUAUUUAGUUCCACCUGGGUCCCUCCUUCUGUGCUGGAUCAUUCUACUUGUUAGUCUGUUUCCGAAUACAUAUGCUUUUACCUGCACGCUGUCUGCUAUUUCCACAUCCUUGGGGUCACGCUACAAGCAACGUUUACCAAAUCCUGAUAGAAAAGAUCCAGCCAGUGAGUGACCCCGCGGAGAUUUCUAUGGCCCAGCGGUUUGAAAAUAAUUUGGCACUGAUGGCCACGUUGAAGCGUUCUUCAGCCUCUCAUCAAGCUCCCUCCCAUCCAUCCCUGACAUCUGUUGGCGUUUGGGAUCUGUUCUAUGGAAUGGGGGGGGGGGGGGCUAUGAGUAGCUGUGCAGCUGGGGAGGAACGACUACUUCUUGCUCCAGUGAGGUCAUCCACGACGGCGCUUCCAGCAAGCCUUUGUGCUCCGGUGAGGUCAUGCAUGAUGAUACUAUGUUUCCCUGCUGGGCUGUCCUUAACGACGUCGCUAUCAGUACUCCAUUCUGUGCCAUUGAGUUCGUCUACAAUGCUAACACCGUUCUGUCCUGUCCUGGCGACGCCACUUGUCUCUCUACCGGUGGGGUCGUUGCCUGUCUCUCUCACGUCGCCUGAGCUUCCUAACCUGCUUCAGAAGCCCCGUCUGGCGCUCACCUUCCUCGCCUGCUGAAGAAGCGCCCGUCUGGCGUUUAUCUCUUGUUAUCAGCCGCAAUGGUGGCCAGUCCAUGGGCAUCCUCUGCACGGACUGCAGCAGCGCCUGGGACCUGGGCGUUGACGACUUUUGCUCCUGGGGCAUUCAUCGUGGGCUUCUCUUGUUCCCCUUCGCCAGCUGCGUCGGUGUUGCACUUGCCGCCAACACCUGGCUCUUCCCCGCUUGCUGUGGGAAAAAUGGCAUGGAUAGUUAGCCGGCCCUUUGAGGCGGGAUGCAGUUUGGCGACCCUCCACCAUUCUUUCCUUCACCCUCCCUUGGUUUUUGGACUUUCUGUUGAACUUAAACAUCUAGUAUCCGUUAUAGGAAGUGGGGCUACUGUCAGGUUUGCUACUAACAGUUUGAUCAUGUUUGUGCUUUCUUGUGUUUGCCGUUUUUAAUUCGUGUCCAUUACUCUUAUUUCUAGUUUAUACUUCCUGUGUUUUUGAAUCACUUCCUGUCCUGGUGUUCUUGUUUUGUCAGUAUUUUUUGUUUGCUGUCUGUUUUGAAGCUCCUUUAUUUUCUGUUCCAUGUCCUGCUCGCACACUUUAUUCUCAUUAAUUAGUUCCACUUGGGUCUCUCCUUCUGUGCUGGAUCAUACUAUUUUUUAGUCUGCUUCUUGUUGCCGGUAAAUAUACUUUUACCUGCAUACCUUCUGUUAUUUCCGCAUUCUUGGGGUCACGCUACAACCAACGCUCACCAAAGCCUGACAGCUCCAAAGUCAGUAUCGUAUCAGUGGUGAAAAUGUAUCAUGACACUCCUAGUUUUAGUAUUUUCUCGAUAAUCACCUUUUUUCCACCAAUAGCAUAAAGGGGAACAUUAUCACCAGACCUAUGUAAGCGUCAAAAUAUACCUUGAUGUUGCAGAAAAAAGACCAUAUUUUUUUAACCGAUUUCCGAACUCUAAAUGGGUGAAUUUUGGCGAAUUAAACGCCUGUCUAUUUAUCGCUCUCGGAGCGAUGACGUCAGAACGUGAUGUCACCUAGGUAAUAAAGCCGCCAUUUUCUCAAACACAUUACAAACACCGGCUCUCAGCUCUGUUAUUUUCCGUUUUUUUCGACUAUUUUCUGGAACUUUGGAGACAUCAUGCCUCGUCGGUGUGUUGUCGGAGGGUGUAAAAACACUAACAGGCAGGGGUUCAAGUUGCACCACUGGCCCAAAGAUGUGAAAGUGGCAAGAAAUUGGACGAAAUUUGUUCGAAAUACGAGGGUGUGGGGAAAGCCGACGAAAUGGUCAGUCGUUUGUUCCGCACACUAUACCGACGAAAGCUAUGCUACUAUAGAGAUGGCAAGAUUGUGUGGAUAUCCUGCGACACUCAAAGCAGAUGCAUUUCCAACGAUAAAGUCAAAGAAAUCUGCCGCCAGACCCCCAUUGAAUGUGCCGUAGUGUCUGCAGAUUUUACCGGCGAUGCUAAGGCAGACAUGGCACAAAGAUGUAUGGAUAACCUGCAGAUGCAUUUCCAACGAUAAAGUCAACAAAAUUACAAAGGUGUGUUUUGUUGAUGUUAUUGACUUAUGUGCUAUUCAGACAUAUUUGGUCGCGGCAUGACUGCCAGCUAAUCGAUGCUAACAUCCUAUUUAGGCUAGCUGUAUGUACAUUUGAAACUAUAUUUUCAUCCAGCAUUUCACUCCACCCACAUUUAAUGCCAAACAAACACUUACCAAUCGACACAUCUAAGUUGAUCCAGUGUCACAAGAUGCGAAACUUCCGAUCGUUGGUCUGCACAAUUUACCGGCGAUGCUAAGGCAGACAUGGCCGAAUAGCGUCAAUAGCUAUUCGCUCAAUAGCUUCAGUUUCUUCUUCAAUUUCGUUUUCGCUAUCUGCCUCCAUACUCCAACCAUCCGUUUCAAUACAUACGUAAUCUGUUGAAUUGCUUAAGCCGCUGAAAUCCGAGUCUGAAUCCGAGCUAAUGUCGCUAUAUCUUGCUGCGCUAUUCGUAUUGGCAUCACUGGAUGAUGUCACAGGAAAAUGGACGGUGGUUUCACAGAUAGCGAAAAUCCGGCACUUUAAAGCUUUUUUUAGGGAUAUUCCGGGAUGGGUAAAAUUUUGAUAAAAAAUUCUAAAAAUAAGAUAAGCCACUGGGAACCUGAUUUUUAUUGGUUUUAACCCUACUGAAAUUGUGAUAAUGUUCCCCUUUAAAUCAAAGUAUGUUAAGAAAUGUUAUUCUAUAUUAAUUGACUGAAAUGACCUCUUCAUUAAAGCUUGGAACACUGGA
Molecule: messenger RNA, 10138 nt
Organism: Nerophis ophidion (straightnose pipefish)
Lineage: Eukaryota; Metazoa; Chordata; Actinopteri; Syngnathiformes; Syngnathidae
Gene: ap1ar
Product: adaptor related protein complex 1 associated regulatory protein
Exons: 10
Coding region: 162-1058 (298 amino acids)
Biological process (GO): negative regulation of substrate adhesion-dependent cell spreading; negative regulation of cell motility; regulation of Arp2/3 complex-mediated actin nucleation
Molecular function (GO): AP-1 adaptor complex binding
Source: RefSeq, a predicted model, not a curated record